UCAGAGGCACAUUCAGUCAUCGAGACCUCAUGUGCUCAAAUGCCGUGAGUGCUGAGAGAGUGAGAGAGAGAGAGAGAGAGAGAGAGAGAGAGAGAGAGAGAGACGGGAAGGAAGACAGAAAAGGAAAGUAGAAAGAGGAAGGACGGACAGCCUGUCAAACGCCCCAUUGUUGAACAUUUUGUCAUGAGAACAAAACAAACACUCUCUGAAAGGAAUAUUUAUUAGAACUUCAAACGGACUGGUUUUAUGGGUUCAAGAAUUAACCGGUGUUUUUUGUCGCACGUCUGCAAAGACCUCUUUAGAUCGUGAUGGUGGCAAAUAUGAGUGAGUGCAACAAUUUCACAUCUCAGAAAACUACAUACAGCCAAGAAGAGACAGUGGUCCUGGCCGUCGUAAUAGGACUUCUGGUCCUGGCUAUCAUAUUUGGAAAUGUUCUGGUUAUUACUGCAAUCGCACGUUUCCAGCGUCUGCAGACCGUCACCAACUGUUUCAUCAGCAAUCUGGCGUGUGCCGACCUGGUCAUGGGGCUUCUUGUCGUGCCUUUUGCUGCUUGCGAUAUCCUCUUGGACAAGUGGCACUUUGGGAACCCCUUCUGCUAUUUCUGGUUGUCGACAGACGUGAUGUGCGUAACAGCGAGCAUCGAAACGUUGUGCGUCAUAUCCCUAGACCGUUACCUGGCGAUCAUGUGGCCACUGCGCUACCAGGCUCUGCUGACCAAGCGCCGGGCCUGUUGGGUGGUGCUGGCUGUGUGGGUGGUGGCUGGCCUCGUAUCCUUUCCGGUCAUCCACUCGAAAUGGUGGGUGUCGAGCGACCAGCAAGCGCAGGACUGCCUGCAUGACGAGAACUGCUGUGAAUUCACUAUCAGCAUAAUCUAUGCAUGGACCUCAUCCAUCAUCUCCUUCUACUUCCCACUUGUGGUCAUGAUAUUCGUCUACGGCCGAGUCUACCUGGAAGCUCGGCGGCAGCUUCGAAACAUCUACCGCUCGGAAGGUCACAUUCGAACACAAAACCUGGAUGGGAACGAGGCGAGGAGCCGCAGGAGCAGGUUUGGCCUGAAAGACCACAAAGCGUUGAAGACUCUGGGGAUCAUCAUGGGCAUCUUUACACUCUGCUGGCUGCCGUUCUUUGUCCUCAACGUGAAAAUGGCUGAGGUGACACCCAACUGCCAUUUGUUGCUCUUUAAAAUCCUAAAUUGGAUAGGAUACUCCAACUCGGCCUUCAACCCCCUGAUCUACUGUAGGAGUCCGGAGUUCAGGGGCGCCUUCCAAGAAAUUCUGUGCAUGAGAAAGCCUCAAUUUCUGUCUUCAACAAACAAAGCGGAUUACAUCUACAGCGAGCAAAUGACGAAGCAGACAUCUUUUGCAGAGAGCGGAACGGUGGAGCUGACGACUUGCUCUCUGGCUACGACUUCCUCCAACACCAAUGGGAAUUGUAACCGAUCAUUGACCUCCAUGAUAUAGCUAUUUAUCACGUUUAGAAAUCCAAAAGAAUUUUAUUACUGUUCUUUUCUUCCAUAUUCUGUUUUAGUUCAAACCCUCUGAAUCAUCUGGUAAGUGAACAAACGGAAUAUGACACUUACAGCACGGCAGAAGGACUUUUGCUCCAAACGGGUUGUUCUACUUUUAUUAAAAAACCAAACCAUCACCAUGAACUUAAAUAUUUUAGGUACAAUGUAGGACAAAAACUUGACCUUUGGAAUGUGGCUUAAUUUUCACAGCUAUACAUAAGCUACCUCAUGACACUCUCUGGCGCUUGUCUUCACCAUAACCACUUCCAGAAAAGAAAACGCAGGAGCUCCGGAAAUCAGCGUGUGUCGUAUUCUUAAAGAAAAGACUGGAUUUGGUUUAGAUUGUAACAGACACUACACUAUCGUCAAAAGGACAGGAGCUGAUCUGAGACCAGCACUUUUAUUUUAUUAUUAUUAAUUAUUAUUAUUAUUCUGGAAAGACUGACUUGUUACAUUCCAUAAAAGCUAAGUGCGUGUUUUUAAACUAGGAACUUUUUUUUAAUCUUACUGCAAACCCUUGUCUGAAGGCGGAGGAAAUAUGAGCUGCUGACGAAGAGCAACAGGUGGAGGUUUCUGGCUCCAUGCGCUAUAACCAGCUGCACUUGUGAAAAGGAAAAAAAAAAAAAAAGAAUAGUAAAAGUGCCCGGUCUGAGUUCUUCAACCUUCCCCUAUUAACAUUUCAGCUUGAUCCCUUUCAGCAAUAAACAACAGUCUGGUAUUUAAACCUAACACGUUUGUUUCGACGGAAGUGGGCGAGGACGUGGUCGAGGACGUAGAACGUGAUGUCGAUGCCGAUUACUUUCCAUAAUAAUUAACCAGAACAUUUGUGUCCGAACGCUCGAGUGCACUUCACGUAAGACGCCUCGGGCCGAGGAUCUCGUAUCGCAUUAAUCCUUUCAGAUACACGUGCACGACAAAGCUUACUGUUCGUGUUAGCGUCUGCUCUGCGUUUGUGUGCAAUGUUUACAGAGAUUCUUGAGCAAACUGUCCAAAAGGACAAGAAAAAAAAAAUCUCCUGAUAUGGUUCCAAAUGUCACUUUGGAUUAGAAAACUUUGGUCUUUUUGUUUACAGAGUUAGCAAAGAGAAAUUAGCGUAAAAGCCGGUAGGAUCUGGCUCUAAUGCAGGAAGGUGCGCUGCUCCGGUUCUCCUGUUAAACAUAUUGUUAUAACGUGAUUGUACAAGACCAGCAGCGUGGUUUUCUUGACAUGGCCAGGGCUUCCUUCCUGUAGGUGUGUGUGUGUGCGUGUGUGUGUGUGUGUGUGUGCGUUCGGCUUUUUCUGUUUGACGAGGUUCUAUAGCACAAAUAAACGGUACUGUAUUUAUAAGACUUGGAAAAUGAAGGGGUUUUUAGCAUUAAAAAGGAUUGCACACUGUAUAUAGGAUGGACAUGACGUACGGACAAGGAUGCUAAUUUGUGCUAUAGAUGUUAUAUUACAUAUCAGAGAACCGGCGUUUUUGUGUCAUUCCACCUGAAAAUGCUCUUAAUUCACAAAACUUUACUUAUUUCCACUGCACUGCAAAAUGCUCUGUCUGGCUCUGUGUGUGUGUUCGGUGUAUUUUGUUUUCUAUUGUUGUUUGUUUUUUUGUCUGCUUUUAUUUUAUACGUCGAGCCACGUGUUUAGCCAAAUGUAAAAUGUGAAGAAUUAAAUGUGGUGGUUUGUAACUCA
Messenger RNA from Tachysurus fulvidraco (yellow catfish), 3175 nucleotides. RefSeq names its product adrenoceptor beta 2, surface b (gene adrb2b). Gene Ontology annotation, cellular component: membrane. The coding region runs from base 309 to 1460 and encodes 383 amino acids. Gene Ontology annotation, biological process: adenylate cyclase-activating adrenergic receptor signaling pathway; negative regulation of smooth muscle contraction; norepinephrine-epinephrine-mediated vasodilation involved in regulation of systemic arterial blood pressure. Gene Ontology annotation, molecular function: norepinephrine binding; beta2-adrenergic receptor activity. The record is from RefSeq and is a predicted model, not a curated record. Lineage: Eukaryota; Metazoa; Chordata; Actinopteri; Siluriformes; Bagridae. The transcript is spliced from 2 exons.